CAAGCGGUUUUGUGUAAACAAAAACAAAUAUUUUUUUGUACACAAUUUUCGAAUAAUACAGUCCAAAACAAUGUUUUAUCAUAUAUCCCUUGAACACGAGAUACUACUGCAUCCACGGUACUUUGGGCCGCAACUGCUGGAGACUGUGAAACAAAAGCUUUACUCGGAAGUGGAGGGCACAUGUACGGGAAAAUAUGGUUUUGUUAUAGCUGUGACAACUAUAGAUCAAAUUGGAUCGGGUGUCAUACAACCUGGACAGGGUUUUGUAGUUUAUCCUGUUAAAUACAAGGCGAUUGUGUUUCGCCCGUUUAAAGGAGAGGUCUUGGAUGCCGUCGUCAAACAAAUUAAUAAGGUUGGAAUGUUUGCUGAGAUUGGGCCGUUGUCCUGUUUUAUUUCGCAUCAUUCCAUCCCUGCUGACAUGCAAUUUUGCCCGAAUGGCAAUCCCCCUUGCUACAAAUCUAAAGAUGAAGACGUGGUCAUUUCUGGGGAGGAUAAAAUACGACUCAAAAUUGUAGGCACACGAGUGGAUGCCACCGGCAUUUUUGCUAUUGGCACAUUGAUGGACGACUAUUUGGGACUUGUUUGCAAUUAAGUCCGAAAGAGAACAAUUCAAAAUUUUGCAUAUAUAUAUAUAUUUAUAUU
Messenger RNA from Drosophila willistoni, 642 nucleotides. RefSeq names its product DNA-directed RNA polymerase II subunit RPB7 (gene Rpb7). The record is from RefSeq and is a predicted model, not a curated record. Gene Ontology annotation, cellular component: RNA polymerase II, core complex; P-body. Gene Ontology annotation, biological process: positive regulation of translational initiation; DNA-templated transcription; positive regulation of nuclear-transcribed mRNA poly(A) tail shortening. Bases 71 to 592 code for a protein of 173 amino acids. Gene Ontology annotation, molecular function: single-stranded RNA binding; single-stranded DNA binding; translation initiation factor binding. The transcript has 4 exons. Lineage: Eukaryota; Metazoa; Arthropoda; Insecta; Diptera; Drosophilidae.